AUGCUCCCCUACCUCCUCCCUUCCCUCCUGGGUCUCCUCCUCUACACCCUGGGAGCAAACACAAGCGCCAUCCAACACGUCUCCCGCCAGACCUGCCAAUCAACCGGCACCCACUGCCCCCCAGGAACCUUGAUCGUGGGCUCCAACUCCAAAAAAGCCUCGCACAAAACCCUCCAGUCCGCCAUAAACUCGCUCCCCCACGACGCCUCCCCGCAAACAAUCCUCAUCCUAGAAGGCGUCUACACAGAGCAAGUCAACGUCACCCGUGCGGGCCCAAUUACCAUCCUCGGCCAAACAAGCAAUUCCAAAGAUGCUACCAAGAACCGUGUUACCAUUACCUGGAAGGCUGGGAAUAGGGACAGCACUGGAAACUUCGAUAAUGUCUACUCCAGCGUUAUGGUUGUAGCGCCGACGCUCGAGUCGAGUCUUACGGGGUCUGGGACGACGGGCUGGCCGGUGCCGGAGGAUACGCCGUUUGGAAAUCGCGAUUUCAGGGUUUAUAAUGUUGAUUUUGUGAAUACCUGGGCGGAUUACUCGGAUGGGCCGGCGCAUGCACUUAGUUUGAGUCGUGCUAAUGGCGGAUUCUAUUAUUGCGGGUUUUAUUCGUAUCAGGAUACGAUCUACAUCGGCAAACUCGGCAACGCCUACUUCUACUCCAGCAUAAUCGCCGGCCAAACGGACUUCCUCUACGGCUUCGGCACAGCCUGGAUCCAAUCGAGCGCCAUCCAGCUGCGCGGCUGCGGCGGCGGCAUAACCGCCUGGAAAGGCACGAACACCACCACCCCCAACAAAUACGGCGUGUACAUCGUGGACUCGGACGUGCGCGCCGCGAACUCCUCCAUCGCACCGGAUAUCAAGGGCAAGUGUGCCCUCGGCCGGCCGUGGAACAGCCAGCACCGGUCUAUCUUUGCGCGCUCGUACGAGGACGGCAGCAUCAAGCCGCAGGGGUAUGUUGAUUGGAUUGUUAGCGGCGUGCCGAGGUACGAGAGGGGUGUUACGCUUAUGGCGGAGUAUCGGGUUUACGGGCCUGGUGUCAAUGAGACGGCUCGCAUUGAGGGCGGUGUUACGGAUGUGCUUGGUCCUAGGGAGUGGGAGAAGUUUAGUACGCCGCAGAAGGUAUUUGGGGAUACGAGGUGGGUUGAUUGGAGUGCUGUUCAGGGGAGGAAUUGA
Molecule: messenger RNA, 1170 nt
Organism: Penicillium vulpinum
Lineage: Eukaryota; Fungi; Ascomycota; Eurotiomycetes; Eurotiales; Aspergillaceae
Product: putative pectin methylesterase
Exons: 2
Coding region: 1-1170 (389 amino acids)
Biological process (GO): cell wall modification
Molecular function (GO): pectinesterase activity
Source: RefSeq, a predicted model, not a curated record